GGCCCGCACCGGGCGCACCGCGCCCGCCUCCUGCCCCACGCUGUUCGCCACAAGCAGGAACUCAUGGCAUUGUGUUUGAAGGAUCUAGAAGAGAGAAAAGAGCGGGAAGCUGGUAACAGAAGGAAUGUAGAGCAGGCUGCUAAUGAUCUGAAGGCACAUGCCAUUCUGAGCAAAAGGCAGCUAUCAGACAAAGUGACUGAGCUCCAGUUACUACUUCGGGAAGAGGAGAGACUGGCAAAAAACUUCAUUGAUGAAAAGACUCAGCAAGCCCUAGAAGCACAUGAUCAGCAGUUGGAGUCCUGUCGAGAAAAACUUGCAGCCCUGGAGACCUUCUCCCAUCGAAUCAGACAAAUACAACAGCACAGUGAUCCUAUUCAGUUGCUGGAGAAGUACGCAGAAAUCGAGAAGGAAAUGCAGGAGCCCAGGCACCUGUUAGAAGAGUGGCAUCCGAUACGUCUUUCGUUUGAGCACAUACUUAAUCAUUAUAAGCACUUUGUGACAGUUCUUCAAUCCGUUCUACAGAAACCACUGGAAGCCCGGCUUAAAGAAGACGUUUUCAGCAGCCUUAAUGCCACUGUAAAGAAGGAGCCUGGAACAGUGUUGAAAACCAUGUCUCGUGUUGAUCGGUUGCUUUUCUUAAAACAUGCAAGAUCACCAACUUGGGAAUACGACAGCCUUCACCCAAGGCUGAAAUUGUCUGAUGACCGUCUUGUAGUAAGCUGUAAUUGGAGGAGGAUCUUUUACCCCUGUGGUCCCCAGAGAUUCGACAAACUAUGGCAAGUGCUAAGCAGAGAUGCAUUCCUCUCUGGGAGCCAUUACUGGGAAAUUGACCUGCUUCAUGCUGGAGUAGGAUGGUGGAUUGGUGCAGCCUACCCUUCCAUUGGCAGGAAAGGAGACUCUGAAACCUGUCGACUGGGCUGGAAUAGGGCAUCUUGGUGCCUUAAGAAGUUUGAUUUUGAAUACUGGGCGUUUCACAAAGGGGAGAGAACCCCCAUCCAGAUAGAAGAUGAUCCUGAUCGCAUUGGCAUUUUUCUGGAUUAUGAAGCAGGAAUCCUUUCAUUCUACAAUGUUACUGAUUGUAUGGCUCAUUUGCACACCUUCCGCUGCAGGUUCACAGAACCAGUUUACCCAGCCGUAAGGCUCUGGGAAGGGUCCAUCGGAAUAUGCAAACUAACAUGAGGAACAAAGAAAAAUAAAGCCUACUAUUUCAUGCUUUUUCUAUGAAAUCCACUUUAUCAAUGAUCUACACGAAUUAAUCUCUGUCAUAUG
Messenger RNA from Tauraco erythrolophus (red-crested turaco), 1269 nucleotides. RefSeq names its product tripartite motif containing 14 (gene TRIM14). Gene Ontology annotation, biological process: innate immune response. The record is from RefSeq and is a predicted model, not a curated record. NCBI's taxonomy places the organism in Eukaryota, Metazoa, Chordata, Aves, Musophagiformes, Musophagidae. Gene Ontology annotation, molecular function: zinc ion binding; protein binding.